This is a messenger RNA of Haliotis rubra (blacklip abalone), 1784 nucleotides long. RefSeq lists its product as uncharacterized. The transcript has 3 exons. The record is from RefSeq and is a predicted model, not a curated record. The coding region runs from base 60 to 695 and encodes 211 amino acids. Lineage: Eukaryota; Metazoa; Mollusca; Gastropoda; Lepetellida; Haliotidae.
UACCCCAUUCGGAGAGGUUUCCAAAGUUGUCUUAUUGUAUCACUAAUCACCGCUUUGACAUGGAUAUUACACCUCUUGUAAUAUUGUUGGUUGUCGCUGGUCAGAUUGAAGUCAUCCGUUGCCAUGGUUACAUGUUUGAACCUCCUGCACGUUCUAGUAUGUGGCGGCAAAACAUCGCCGGAGCCGUCGUCAACUACAACGACAACGGCUUAUUUUGCGGUGGGUUUGGGGUACUGUGGACCGUCAACAACGGUAAAUGCGGCAUUUGUGGGGACCGAUGGGACAGUCUUCCACGCGAUAACGAGGCCGGUGGAAAGUUCGCCAAGGGUAUAAUCGGACGCCGUUACACCGCCGGAAGUAGCGUCGCAGUUAAGAUAAACCUGACAGCCAAUCACAAAGGCUACUUCGAAUUCCGGUUGUGUGAAAACAAUGACGUCACCAGGCCAGCUAGCCACGAAUGCUUCGACCAACAUAUAUUAAAGAUGGCGGACGGGAGAACAAGAUAUGACCUUACCGCGGGAACUGGUGUGAAGGUCGUCCAGGUGUCACUUCCGGCUGGGGUCAGAUGUCAACAGUGCAUAUUGCAGUGGAAGUAUAAUACAGGUAACUUCUGGGGAUGCGAUGCCUCUGGGUGCGGCCUGGGUCGGGGCAGACAGGAACAGUACUACAACUGUGCCGACAUUGCCAUCGUAUAGUGGCCAUCUGGGAUAUAUCAACAUCGUAUAGUGGGCACCUGGGACAUAUCAACAUGGUAUAGUGGCCACGUGGGAUAUAUCAACAUCGUAUUGUGGCCACCUGGGAUAUAUCACCAUCGUAUAGUGGCCACGUGGGAUAUAUCAACAUCGUAUAGUGGCCACGUGGGAUAUACCAAGAUCGUAUAGUGGCCACCUGGGAUAUAUCAACAUCGUAUAGUGGCCACCUGGGAUAUAUGAAGAUCGUAUAGUGGCCACCUGGGAUAUAUCAAUAUCGUAUAGUGGCCACUUUGGGUAUAUUAACAUCGUUCUGGGACAAUCUGGAAUAUAUCAACAUCGUAUAGUGGCCACCUGGAAUAUAUCAACCUCGUACACUGAUAAUCUGUCGUAUAUCACCAUCUGUAUAGCUAAUAGUGACAAUCUGUAUAUAGUAUAUAUCAACAUCAAAUAGUGACAAUAUGGGAAUAUAUCAACAUUGUACAUUGACAAUCUGUCGUAUAUCACCACCUGUACAGCUAAUAGUGACAAUCUGUUGUAUAUAUCAACAUCAAAUAGUGUCAAUAUUGGUAUAUAUCAACAUCGUACACUGACAAUCUCUUGCAUAUAUCAACACUGAAUAAUGACAAUCUGUAGUACAUAUCAACAUGGUAUAGCGACCACUUACUGUAUAUCAACAUCGUAUAGGGACCACUUGGUACGUAUCGACACCGUAUAGUGACAGUUUGGAGUAUGUCAACAGUGAGUGAGUGAGUUUGGUAAAACGCCACUUUAUACAGUAUUUUGUUUUGUCACAUCGUGACAGCUUAAUGUUGGAGAAUAGCCCGAAGUGGUGCAGGUCAACUGCUUUGGUUGAAACAAUCUGCAGUGACUGUCUUGAUGUAUAUCGAUAUUGUACACCGGCAUUCAAGUGUAACGGCUUGAUAUGGGUGAAAGUAUUGUACAGCGAACACGUGAAAUACAUCACCAGCGUAUAGAGACUACCUGGUCAUCAUGUAUAAUAUAUAUCCAAGCUAUAUCUGAAGUUUCAUCGCGCAUAACAUCCUCAGUAAUCAAUUGUAACAUUUUUCAUCAAUUAAAUAAUUGUCUCACAAA